UAUAAUAACGCUAAAGUGCUGAAGCAGAACAUGACGCUGAACCUGUCCGACCCAUCCAGCAACCUGAAGCCGCACCUGAGGAACAAGAACGCCGACAUCCUCACGUCCCCCGACGUGGGACUCCUGAAACUGGCCUCGCCUGAACUGGAGCGGCUCAUCAUCCAGUCCAGCAACGGGUUAAUAACCACCACGCCGACCCCGACGCAGUUCCUCUGCCCCAAAAAUGUUACCGACGAGCAAGAGGGGUUCGCGGAAGGCUUUGUGAGAGCCCUGGCGGAACUGCACAACCAGAACACCAUGCCCAGCGUUACCUCUGCGGCUCAACCUGUUAACAGCGGUAUGGCACCUGUGUCGUCUAUGGCUGGCAACAGUAGUUUCAAUACGAAUUUGCACAGCGAGCCCCCGGUGUACGCCAAUCUCAGCAACUUCAACCCCAACGCGCUCAACUCGGCACCUAACUACAACGCAAACAACAUGGGCUAUGCGCCUCAGCAUCACAUAAACCCCCAGAUGCCCGUGCAGCAUCCCAGGCUUCAGGCUUUGAAAGAAGAGCCUCAGACUGUACCUGAAAUGCCAGGGGAAACUCCUCCUCUGUCCCCUAUUGACAUGGAGUCACAGGAGAGAAUCAAAGCUGAGAGAAAACGCAUGAGAAACAGAAUUGCGGCAUCCAAAUGCCGGAAAAGGAAGUUGGAAAGGAUUGCCAGGUUGGAAGAAAAAGUGAAAACUUUGAAAGCCCAGAACUCAGAGCUGGCAUCCACUGCCAACAUGCUCAGAGAACAGGUUGCACAGCUUAAGCAGAAGGUCAUGAACCAUGUCAACAGCGGGUGCCAGCUAAUGCUAACACAACAGUUGCAAACGUUUUGAAGAGACUGUCUUAAAUGAGAACUGUGAUAUUGUGGUAUAACUAAAAAAAAACCAACCAAAAGUGGCAGAUGCAUAAAGCUAAUGGUAAAAGCUGAAAGGCUGAGUCCUGCCUGUGCUCUGCAAAGUGCAUGUGUGGAAAGACUGGCAAGCCUUCAGCUUGAGUUAGUGGUGAAGCAGCCAGCACCACUCCGAGAAGUGCUGUUCCUGCUCAGAUGAGAUGUCAGAUCUUCGUUUAACAUUGACCAAGACCUGCAUGGACCUAACAUUCGAUGAUCAUUCAGUAUUAAAGGUUAAACUGCAAUAGAAACUGUAGAUUGCUUUAUGUAGUAUUACUUAAGAAAAAAAAAAAGUGGGAGGGAGGUUUGUGGGAGGCUGAUAAACAAAAAAGAACUAUUCUGCCUGCCUUCAAGUAAAUUGUGUAUGUACAUAUCUUUUUUUAUUUUAUUUUAUGAAAGUUGAUUAAUGUCAAUAAACUACUUCAUGACUUUGUAAGUUAUUUUUAUGUUGUUUAUUUGGGCACUGCCCAGUAUUGUUUGUAAAUAAGAGGCUUUUUUUUAGCACUCUGAGUUUACCAUUUGUAAUAAAGUAUAAUUUUUUAAUGUUUCUGUUUCUGGAAAAAUUCUAGAAGGUUCUAUUAUAUUUAAGAAAAAUAAAAUAAUUAAAAUGCA
Messenger RNA from Balearica regulorum gibbericeps (East African grey crowned-crane), 1532 nucleotides. RefSeq names its product Jun proto-oncogene, AP-1 transcription factor subunit (gene JUN). Lineage: Eukaryota; Metazoa; Chordata; Aves; Gruiformes; Gruidae. Gene Ontology annotation, cellular component: transcription regulator complex. The record is from RefSeq and is a predicted model, not a curated record. Gene Ontology annotation, molecular function: RNA polymerase II cis-regulatory region sequence-specific DNA binding; DNA-binding transcription factor activity, RNA polymerase II-specific; transcription factor binding. Gene Ontology annotation, biological process: regulation of cell cycle; regulation of cell population proliferation; regulation of transcription by RNA polymerase II.